GGCGGCGGGCCCGGUGGAGCUUGGCAGGCCGGCGGCUGUGUACGUGGGAGCGGAGCGGGGCAUGAGGCGGGCGCCGAGAUGUGGCUGAAGCCCGAGGAGGUGCUGCUGAAGAGCGCCCUCAAGCUGUGGGUGCUGGAGCGCGCCAACCGCUACUUCGUGCUGCAGCGCAGGCGAGGCUACGGGGAGGACGGCGGGGGGCUGGCAGGCCUUCUCAUGGGGACACUAGAUGCAGUCUUGGACUCUACAUCAAAAGUGGCUCCAUUUCGUAUCCUGCAUCAGACACCGGAUUCUCAAGUCUACUGGUUCAUUGCGUGUGGAGCCAGCAGAGAAGAAAUAACAGAACACUGGGACUGGCUGGAACACAAUGUUAUGAAGACCUUAUCAGUGUUUGAUUCAAAUGAAGAUGUUACUAGCUUUGUACAGGGAAAGAUAAGAGGAUUGAUUGCUGAAGAAGGGAAAGGUUCUUUCAUACAAGAAGAAGAUCCUGAGAAGUUUCGUGAAGCUAUUCUGAAGUUUGAGAAGUGCUUUGGAUUAGCAGAGCAGGAGAAGUUGGUGACCUAUUACUCCUGCAGCUACUGGAGGGGGCGAGUGCCCUGUCAGGGAUGGCUUUAUCUUAGUACCAACUUUCUUAGCUUUUACUCAUUUUUGCUGGGAGCAGAAAUAAAACUCGUUAUCUCCUGGGAUGAAAUCUCAAAACUUGAAAAGACCUCCAAUGUGAUCCUGACAGAGAGUAUUCAUGUGUGCUCCCGUGGGGAGGAUCACUACUUUUCCAUGUUUUUGCACAUUAAUGAAACGUUCCUUCUUAUGGAGCAGCUGGCAAACUACGCUGUAAGGAGACUUUUUGACAAGGAGACAUUUGAAAGUGACCUAGUCCUCCAUGAUCCUCUACAAAUCACCAAGAGAGGCCUGGAGAACCGAGCCCACAGUGAGCAGUUUAGUGCAUUCUUCAGGCUACCCAAAGAAGAGACCCUGCAGGAAGUGCAUGAAUGCUUCUUAUGGGUACCUUUCUCCCACUUCAACACAUUGGGAAAAAUGUGCAUUUCAGAGAACUACGUCUGCUUUGCUAGCCAGGAUGGCAGUCUCUGCAGCAUAAUCAUUCCCCUAAGAGAGGUCAUAGCAGUGGAGAAGGCUGAUCCAGCUAACAAAGGAGUCAGCAUUAGUAUCAAAGGAAAAAGAGCUUUUCGUUUCACUGAGGUUAAGGAUUUUGAACACCUGGUAGCAAAGCUUAGAAUCAGAAGUGGAACAACUUCAAGUCCACAUCACACUGCAAGUACAGAGGUUGCCACUACUUCUGACUCUGACAAUCUGGUGGAUUAUUAUGAAGGACAGUUGAUGGCAGGUCAGAAAGGCGGCAGCAGCAAGACUGUUAGCACAGAAGCUCUAAUGACCGUAUUCCACCCUCAGGAUGCUGAUAAUCUUGACUCUAAAAUGUUGAAAGAAAAAAUGAAAGAGCAGUCCUGGAAUAUCCUCUUUGUAGAAUGUGGACGUGGCGUUAGCAUGUUUCGGACAAAGAAGACUCGAGAUCUAGUUUUAAGAGGGAUCCCAGAGACCUUACGAGGAGAGCUCUGGCUGCUCUUCUCAGGUGCCGUUAAUGACAUGGCUACAAACCCCGGUUAUUACACUGAACUGGUGGAAAAGUCCCUAGGAACAUGCACUUUGGCUACUGAUGAAAUUGAACGAGAUUUGCGUCGCUCCCUACCUGAGCAUCCAGCCUUUCAGAGCGACACUGGUAUUUCUGCACUCAGGAGAGUUCUUACAGCCUAUGCAUACAGGAAUCCCAAGAUUGGAUACUGUCAGGCAAUGAAUAUUUUGACAUCCGUGCUGCUACUUUACGCUAAAGAAGAAGAAGCUUUCUGGCUAUUGGUUGCUGUAUGUGAAAGAAUGUUACCUGAUUAUUUCAAUCGUCGAAUCAUUGGGGCCUUGGUGGAUCAGGCAGUGUUUGAGGAACUCAUCAGGGAUCACCUAUCUCAGCUGACGGACCACAUGACAGACAUGACGUUCUUCUCGUCCGUCUCUCUCUCCUGGUUUCUUACACUCUUUAUCAGCGUGCUGCCCAUUGAAAGUGCAGUCAGUGUGAUAGACUGUUUCUUCUACGAUGGGAUAAAGGCAAUCUUGCAGCUCGGUCUGGCAGUACUGGACUACAACAUGGACAAGUUGCUGACCUGUAAGGAUGAUGCAGAGGCAGUGACUGUUCUAAGCAGAUUUUUCGACAGCGUCACUAACAAGGACAGUCCAUUGCCUCAAGCUGUGCAGCAGGCUUCAAACCUGAACGAUACAAAGAGUUACCACCCAAAAGUGGACAUAACCGACCUGAUCAGAGAGUCAAACGAAAAAUAUGGUGAUAUUCGAUACGAGGAUGUCGAGAGCAUGCGCUGCAGGAACAGGCUGUAUGUGAUCCAGACCCUAGAAGUUACUACGAAACAGAAUGUGCUGCGUGUUGUGUCCCAGGAUGUAAAAUUCAGUCCUAGUGACCUGGAAGAGCUUUAUGAAUUAUUCAAGAAGGAGCAUUUUCUGUCCUGUUACUGGAGUGCAAAUAGCCCUGUCCUGAGACACCAUGACCCCAGUCUGCCAUAUCUGGACCAGUAUCGGAUUGACUGCCAGCAGUUCAGGGUCCUCUAUCACCUCUUGAGUCCAUGGGCACAUUGUGCAAACAGGGACUCUCUUGCACUGUGGACAUUCAGAUUGCUGGAUGAAAAUGCCGAUUGCCUUAUAAACUUCAAAGAAUUUGCCUGUGCACUUGAUGUCAUGUAUAAUGGAAGUUUCAUUGACAAACUGAAGCUGCUUUUUAAGCUGCACAUCCCUCCAGCUUUUACUGAAGUGGAAUCUCUAAGCCCUUCCAAAGGUGAUGAUCUUUCAAAAGAAGAGCUGAUUCAUUUCAGUCAACUCAAUGUUUCCUCUCCUGUGGAUAGUCAGGAAGCUGAUGCUUUGAAGAGAAGCCCAGAAAAAGUAGGUAAAGAGAAGAUUGAUAUUCAGGCCUAUCUGAAGCAAUGGCAAGAUGAACUUCUUAAAAAAGAAGAAAAUAUUAAGGAUUUGCCUAGAAUGAACCAGUUCCAGUUCAUCCAGUUCUCAAAGACUUUAUACAACCUGUUCCAUGGGGACCCUGAAGAGGAGUUGUUAUAUUGGGCUAUAGCGACUGUCACCAGCCUCUUGCUGAAGAUGGAAGAAGUUGGGAGAAGGCUACAAAGCCCGACUUCGCCAGCCAAAAGCCCAGCUUCUGCAGCAGACUCCAGCACGGGCAGCCAGACCAUGCUAAAGAGAGACAGUGCGCCCGAACAGACUGAGCGCAGGAGUGUGCACAGCCCUCGCAGAGAUAGCCAGGAAUGGUCUUUUGCCUUUGAGCAGAUCCUGGCAUCCUUGUUAAAUGAACCAGCUUUGGUGAGAUUUUUUGAGAAACCUCUAGACAUAAAAGCCAAGGUAGAAAAUGCUAAAACUUCACAAUUAAAAGCGAGAACCAGAGUAUAGGCGUUUGCUUUUUUUUAACCUUCGCACCCUAUGUAAUACAAAGGCCAUUGCUGUGGAAAGUGAGCAUUGUUUAUAUUGAGAAUGAGAUUUGAGGAUUUAGCUUUAACUACCAGAUAACAAUGUGUGUUGAAGUAAUUAAAAACACUUUGAAGCACAAUCACAUCUUUGUGUUGUUCAGAAAUUUCAGUAUAGUUAAAAAAGGACAGAAAAUUAAACAGCAUUUUUACCAUAUUAUACAAAAUAUGCAAUAUUACUAAAAAUACUAAAUGUGACCCAUAGAGGGCACUAUUGCAAAACUUUCUGUAUGACUACUAUUACUGGUUGCGUACUUCUUGAUUUACUGUUCAUUGUUGUGAUGAAUAUGAUGAUUUUCUGCCACCUUCAGUUAUAAGUAGUACUUGACAUCUAAGUUUUACUUUCAGGCUGGUUUAAUUUCAAAAUAACCAUUUCUAAAUCUGCAUGUAAACUCACACCAACCCAGGGCAAAAGCCUCAGUACUAAGGGGAAUAGAGUUUUUGGACUGAUAGCCUUGAUGGUCACAGGAGCAUUGUUGAUAAAGAAGGAAGUUUCCAUUCUUUUACUUAUUGCUGUACUGUAGUGUUAAUCUUUUCUUUAUCAGACCUCACUGGCUUCUAGUGAAUAGCUGGUGUCAGAGCUGGGCCUGAAUCUAUGCAAAAUUCAGACCAGAAUCCUAAUUUCCCAAAUGGCACCAUUUCUACAUUGGAUCUGUACGCCCUGGAAUUUUGGGGACCCAGAUUUUGCAGCUCGGGUGUGAUUUCCAUCUGAGUAAUUUUCCAUCUGACUCCAUGGUUUCCUGCAUCAACCCAGAUGAGUAGGUUACCCCUUCCCGCCAACAUUCUGUAUCCCUGAGAUGCAAGAAUGGGGGAGUUAACUGAUACUCUUGUGGCUCCCCGAUUGUACAAGGGUGAGAACGCUGGGGACGGAUCAUCAAAAGGUGUAACUUCCAAUCAAAUGUAUUCCAGUGUACUUGCUGGAGUCGCAAAGAAACUGGCAGACAAUGGCUAAUCUCUUUUUCUGUAUAAGGAAUUAGGAUGUGAUGUAAAGCACUUACAUUUUAUCUGCAUCCACUUGCAGGCAAGGGAAGGAUAGCUUGCUCAUUUGGUGCAUGUUGGAGAAAGACAUGAUUUUGUUUGAAUGUUAUCUCAAAACCCAAUAGUUACCAUCAGUAGCUACCUCCUAAUCAGUUGAAUUAUGACUGCUGAGCCGGGUGACUGACCUGCUGCAGCAGAUGCUGAUUUGUUACCUUUGACUCUGAGAUCAAGCUUGUAACUGUUAGUCUUUUGCCAUGGGUCUUCUCUUUUGGAUUAUUACCAGUGUGAUAGUUUAUAUCAGUGGUUCCUAACCUUUUCGUCUGGCGAGCGCCAGACAAAGGACCGUGGCGGCCGUGGAGCACUCGCUGAAAUGCUGCCGAAUUUCUGCAGCGU
Gopherus evgoodei (Goodes thornscrub tortoise) is the source of this 4907-nucleotide messenger RNA. It is a transcript of the gene TBC1D8B, whose product is annotated as TBC1 domain family member 8B. NCBI's taxonomy places the organism in Eukaryota, Metazoa, Chordata, Testudines, Testudinidae. Gene Ontology annotation, molecular function: calcium ion binding. The record is from RefSeq and is a predicted model, not a curated record. The coding region runs from base 79 to 3462 and encodes 1127 amino acids. The transcript has 21 exons.